Amorphotheca resinae ATCC 22711 is the source of this 765-nucleotide messenger RNA. RefSeq lists its product as hypothetical. Gene Ontology annotation, cellular component: ribosome; cytosolic large ribosomal subunit. The coding region runs from base 1 to 765 and encodes 254 amino acids. The record is from RefSeq and is a predicted model, not a curated record. Gene Ontology annotation, molecular function: structural constituent of ribosome; RNA binding. Lineage: Eukaryota; Fungi; Ascomycota; Leotiomycetes; Helotiales; Amorphothecaceae. Gene Ontology annotation, biological process: cytoplasmic translation. The transcript is spliced from 3 exons.
AUGGGUCGCGUCAUCCGCAAUCAGAGAAAGGGUCGUGGCUCUAUCUUCACGGCCAACACCCGCCUCAGGAAGACCCCAGCUCAGUUCAGAACUCUCGACUAUGCUGAGAAGCAUGGUUUCAUCCGCGGCCAAAUUCUUGAGAUAGUCCACGAGAGUGGGCGUGGAGCUCCAUUGGCAAAGGUGCAAUUCCGUGAUCCAUACCGGUACAAGAAGCACACCGAGACAUUUAUUGCGAACGAGGGCAUGUACACCGGACAAUUCAUCUACGCCGGAAAGAAGGCCAACCUGACAGUCGGAAACGUCCUCCCUCUCGGCGCAAUCCCCGAAGGUACGGUCAUUUCAAACGUGGAGGAGAAGCCUGGUGACCGUGGUGCUCUGGGACGUACAUCUGGUAACUAUGUUACGGUCAUUGGCCACAACCCUGAUGAGGGCAAGACCCGAGUCAAGCUCCCAUCCGGAGCCAAGAAGGUCGUCAGCAGCGGUGCGCGUGGUAUGAUUGGUAUUGUUGCCGGAGGUGGAAGAACUGACAAGCCCCUGUUGAAGGCUUCCCGUGCUAAGCACAAGUUCGCUGUCAAGCGCAACUCAUGGCCCAAGACUCGUGGUGUUGCUAUGAACCCCGUCGACCAUCCUCACGGAGGUGGUAACCAUCAACACAUCGGUAAGGCGUCAACAAUCUCAAGAUACGCCGCACAAGGUCAAAAGGCGGGUCUUAUUGCUGCUCGGAGAACUGGUCUGCUGCGUGGUACCCAGAAGGUCAAGGACUAG